This is a messenger RNA of Endocarpon pusillum Z07020, 1632 nucleotides long. RefSeq lists its product as uncharacterized. Gene Ontology annotation, molecular function: magnesium ion binding. Lineage: Eukaryota; Fungi; Ascomycota; Eurotiomycetes; Verrucariales; Verrucariaceae. Gene Ontology annotation, biological process: nicotinic acid riboside biosynthetic process; nicotinamide riboside biosynthetic process; nucleotide metabolic process. The record is from RefSeq and is a predicted model, not a curated record. The transcript has 5 exons. The coding region runs from base 1 to 1632 and encodes 543 amino acids.
AUGACAACAAGAUACCGCGUCGAAUAUGCUCUCAAAACUCACCGCCGGGAUCAGUUCAAUGGAUCAAGGUCCGUCGGUGUCUUCCCCCUUCAGCGGGUUCACCAUAAAGAGAACCUGGCUGUUCAGAUUCCUUGGCUCUCGUGUUAUGCUUUUAUGUGUUCUCGUCUUCGACCAUUCAUUGUUCAUGCUCUGACGCUUUUUCCUGGCCUUCAGGGGUUACUGGCGGUCCCGUUCGUUCUCAACUCGCAGCCGACGGCGGCAUAUGAAGAGUACGAUGAGGUCAAGUCGCUUCAGACGAUGGCUCAGGCCGUGCACCGUCGCUAUGCUGAGAUCAUGCGAGAUGUCGAGGGUUUGGUCAAUGACCACAGUAGGUCUCAUGUCUCUUUCCUGACGUACUUCUUGAAAGGGGCGCUGUCUCAGACAGGGGCCAUACGCUUCUACUCAUACUGUCAUAUCGAAUCUGCUAAGGUCGAUCUCUUUCUAGUACGGCAUCAGUCUCUGCAAACAACAUCCAAGCUCAAGAUGCUGGUGCCAUCGAUCGGAUCCUUCUUCACGCCACUCCACCUCGAAGCCGCAUUCAUCUACCAGGACAAACAGCGCGCCAUCUCAUCCCGCCGCUUCGUCGCUCCCUCUUUCAACGACGUCCGGCUCAUCCUCAACACCGCCCAGAUCAUGGCCCUCAUGCGACCAUCACUCCCAUCCAGCCCCAGCAACCUCACAGCCAACCCAAGCGCUCACACGUCCAACCCGCCAGCCGCAACCACAAGCCUCCAGCUCCUCACCUUCGACGGCGACGUAACCCUCUACGACGACGGCGCCUCCCUCCUCCCCACCAACCCGGUCAUUCCGCGGCUGAUCCACUUCCUCUCGCGCAACGUGCGCAUCGGCAUCGUCACCGCCGCCGGCUACACCGACGCGUCGCGAUACCACGCGCGCCUGCACGGGCUCCUCGACGCGAUCAAGGCGUCCCCGCUCCUCACCACGCGGCAAAAACACAACCUCAUCGUCAUGGGCGGCGAAUCCAACUUCCUCUUCGUCUUCGACGAAACCUCCCCCUCGCUCCUGCGCUACAUCCACCGCCGCGACUGGAUCCUGCCGGCGAUGCACGCGCCGCCUUCCGCUCGUGCAUCCGCACCCUGCACCUGCCUGCCGGCCUCGAUCCUGCGCAAAGAACGCGCCGUCGGCAUCUACCCCAGCACCGCCGACCACCGCUUCGCGCGCGAACAGCUCGAGGAGACGGUGCUGGUGGUCCAGCAGGUGCUCGAGUUGUCGCCCGAGGUGCGGGGUGCCGGCAUCCCCUUCUGCGCCUUCAACGGCGGCAAUGAUGUCUUUGUCGACAUCGGCGAUAAGAGUCUGGGCGUGAGGGCCUGUCAGAAGUGGUUUGGUGGUGGUGGUGCUGCUGCUGCUGCUGCUGCUGCUGCUGCUGCAUCCAGUGGUGAGGAGGCCGGUCCCGUGAGGGAGGAGGCCACCCUGCAUGUAGGCGAUCAGUUCUUGAGCGGCGGGGGCAAUGAUUUCAAGGCCCGGUUGGCGUGUACCACGGCUUGGAUUGCCAGUCCGCAGGAGACGGUGGCGUUGUUGGAUGAAAUGAGCGAGUGGGAGGGGGUGGGAGUUGGAGUUGGAGUUUCAUCUUGA